This is a messenger RNA of Phodopus roborovskii (desert hamster), 3609 nucleotides long. RefSeq names its product polypeptide N-acetylgalactosaminyltransferase 17 (gene Galnt17). The coding region runs from base 1508 to 3304 and encodes 598 amino acids. NCBI's taxonomy places the organism in Eukaryota, Metazoa, Chordata, Mammalia, Rodentia, Cricetidae. Gene Ontology annotation, cellular component: Golgi apparatus. The record is from RefSeq and is a predicted model, not a curated record. The transcript is spliced from 11 exons.
UAAGCAGAGCGGCUUAGCCAAGAGAAAGGGACGUCUUCCUCGUCUGCUGGGAUGGAACAAACCCGCCUGCUUAGAGAGCACUGAGAACCCCAAGGGUCCCUCGCAGCCCUUAGCAGCCAACAUGACUUGACUGCUCCCGGGUCCCGCGCGCUCCCCACUCUCUCCAGACACCCCCACCCUUUCCGGGUGCGCGCGCAAGAGCGGGCGAGCUUCCCCUAGCUGUGCGCUCCGCAGCCUGCGGGUGGCAGCGGCGGUGGCGACUGUCUCUCGGGGAAGAGGGUGACCAAGGGACCGCGGAGGAGGAGUCGGCGCCUCAGCCGCACCCCUUGGGACCGUGCCCCGCCUUCCGUCGCCACCUGAGCAUCUCCCUCCUGUCUCCCCAGCUGCUCCAGUCUACCCCACCAUCCCCCUGGGGGACCGUGUGUACUCUCAGUGCCGCAGCCGCGGUGUCAUUGCGUCCGGUGAUCGGGACACUCGGAUCUUGGUUCCCCUGGGGGCUUGGGACAAGCUGCACGGGUCGCGGUGACAGGAGGUGGAGGCACCAGCGCGCAUCCCUACCCCCCCCCCCGCUUUAGAGAGGCGUGUAGACAACUGGUGUGACUUUGGAGGUCCGACUCCUCCUUCCGGCCAGCCUCGCGACGCGCCACCUCCUGAGACAGGCCAGUGUGUCCGGCAGGCCCCAGAGGCUCGAGUGGGGACUUGGAACGUGUCCGGGAACCCGUGGCGCUGUGCGCACUGGUGAGUUUUGCGGGCGGGGUGGGGGCGGAGAGGACGUAGCGCUAGGUCCCUGCUCCCGCCCCUUUCCUGCCGUCCACCCCCCCCCCCCCACUUUGAGAGAGUCAUUGAGAUUUGAGCGUGACUGCGGAGCCUGGAGGAUGCGGGCACCGGGAGCCGGCUUUUCCUUCUCCCGGAGUGAUGGAGAGGGCCGGUGAGCUGAACAAAGACACCCACUCGGAGGAACGGGUCCUGUGCUAAAGAACGCUAUCCUAGCCCCACGACAACCGCCUGCGGGAGAGAGUGUCGGCAGGGCAACUCCAGGAGUGGCGCGCUCUUCCGCCGGCGGGCGCAGAGCAGGAGCCCGGCACCUGCGCGCCACUCCCGCCACAUCUCUGGAGCAUCCUGACUACCACCGGGUUGUCCCUGAAAGGUCCUCGUCUCCCGAGGUUCAAAGUCCAAAGGCGACCUGUUCUGGGUGCAGCGGGGAGAGACUCUGGGACCGUUUAUCUUUUGCUGCUUCUUAGAAGGGACUGCGUGCUGUGGACGGAGCAGGCAUUUCAGGGACACUUUUGUAAGCCAGAGGCUUUCCAUGUAAGUGAUCACGCUUGAUUUUCAACAGCCCUGCUCUCUCAGUGGUCUCUGUCGCCUGAGCAUUGGCAUUUUCCCGCAGCAGCAGCUGGGGUCCCCCUCACCUCCCACCCCUUGGCUAUUGUCCGGUGUGAGGAGUCUGCACGGACAGGUGAGGCUGGUAGAGGAGUGGGUCCAGGGAAAGGACCGGCAGUGUUGUUUGAUGGCUUCACUGAGGAGAGUCAAAGUGUUGUUGGUGUUGAACUUGAUCGCGGUGGCCGGCUUCGUGAUCUUUUUGGCUAAGUGCCGGCCUAUCGCGGUGCGCAGCGGAGACGCCUUCCACGAGAUCCGGCCUCGCGCAGAGGUGGCUAACCUCAGCGCGCACAGCGCCAGCCCCAUCCAGGAUGCGGUCCUGAAGCGCCUGUCGCUGCUGGAGGACAUAGUCUACCGGCAGCUUAAUGGGUUAUCCAAAUCACUGGGGCUCAUCGAAGGGUAUGGUGGGCGGGGCAAAGGAGGCCUUCCUGCCACCCUUUCCCCCUCUGAAGAAGAAAAAGCCAAAGGACCUCAUGAGAAGUAUGGCUACAAUUCCUACCUCAGUGAAAAGAUCUCCUUGGACCGGUCUAUUCCAGAUUAUCGUCCCACUAAGUGUAAGGAGCUCAAAUACUCCAAGGAGUUGCCCCAGAUAUCUAUCAUCUUCAUCUUCGUGAAUGAAGCCCUGUCUGUGAUCCUGCGGUCAGUCCACAGUGCUGUCAAUCACACACCCACACACCUGCUGAAGGAGAUCAUCCUGGUGGACGACAACAGCGAUGAAGAGGAGCUGAAGGCCCCCUUGGAAGAGUAUGUCCACAAACGCUACCCUGGCCUGGUGAAGGUGGUACGCAACCAAAAGAGAGAAGGCCUGAUCCGAGCACGCAUCGAGGGCUGGAAGGUGGCCACUGGCCAGGUCACUGGCUUUUUUGAUGCCCACGUGGAAUUCACUGCUGGCUGGGCUGAGCCUGUUCUGUCCCGCAUCCAAGAGAACCGGAAGCGGGUCAUCCUCCCCUCCAUCGACAACAUCAAGCAGGACAACUUCGAAGUGCAGCGCUAUGAGAACUCUGCGCACGGGUACAGCUGGGAGCUGUGGUGCAUGUACAUCAGCCCCCCCAAAGACUGGUGGGACGCCGGAGACCCCUCUCUCCCCAUCAGGACACCAGCCAUGAUUGGCUGCUCAUUUGUGGUCAACAGGAAAUUCUUUGGUGAAAUUGGUCUGCUGGACCCUGGGAUGGAUGUGUACGGAGGAGAGAAUAUUGAGCUCGGAAUCAAGGUAUGGCUCUGUGGUGGCAGCAUGGAGGUCCUUCCUUGCUCAAGGGUGGCCCAUAUCGAGAGGAAGAAGAAACCCUAUAACAGCAACAUCGGCUUCUACACCAAGAGGAAUGCACUCCGGGUAGCCGAGGUCUGGAUGGACGACUACAAGUCUCACGUGUACAUAGCGUGGAAUCUGCCUCUGGAGAAUCCAGGGAUCGAUAUAGGUGACGUCUCCGAGAGAAAAGCAUUAAGGAAAAGUUUGAAGUGUAAGAACUUCCAGUGGUACUUGGACCAUGUCUACCCGGAAAUGAGAAGAUACAACAAUACUAUUGCAUAUGGGGAGCUUCGUAACAAUAAGGCCAAGGAUGUCUGCCUGGAUCAGGGGCCACUGGAGAACCACACAGCAAUACUGUACCCAUGCCACGGCUGGGGACCACAGCUCGCCCGCUAUACCAAGGAAGGCUUCCUGCACUUGGGUGCUCUGGGGACCACCACACUCCUCCCUGACACCCGCUGCCUGGUGGACAACUCCAAGAGUCGGUUGCCACAGCUCCUGGACUGUGACAAGGUCAAGAGCAGCUUGUACAAGCGGUGGAACUUCAUCCAGAAUGGAGCCAUCAUGAAUAAGGGCACAGGGCGCUGCCUGGAGGUGGAGAACCGGGGCCUGGCCGGCAUUGACCUCAUCCUCCGAAGCUGUACCGGACAGAGGUGGACAAUCAAGAACUCCAUCAAGUAGAUGGAAGGGAAGAGGGCACAUGGAGCCUGGACCCAGGACAGGGCCUGGCGAGCCUCGGAACCGGCCACAUGGUGGAGAAACAGCAGGCGCCCAGAGGGUGUUCAGGGGACCUCCCAGGGCUCCUCCCAGGCAGCCCCGAAUAAGGAUGUUAAGUCCCUCUCAGGCAUUCAGCCUGGACACUCUGAAGAUCUCCCCUCACCCAUGUCUGGGAGACCAGGAGCUGCAUCUUCUGGGUACCAAAGGGCGAGACUGCCCUUAGCUCUCUACCAUACCAUCUCCUACCCAGCACCAGCAGCUGGGUGUGG